GUGUGGCACAAGGAUUGGACUGACUAAUUGUGGUGUAAAACUUAGAUACCUGCAUUUAACAAAUGCUAUCAUUGGUCAAUACUUAAUCCAGUGCUCUGCCUGAUGACUCUGAGCAUGGGAAAAAUACAGAAGUAGCUGUUCAGCUUUGCGUGGUCGCUGACUGCUGUUGGUUUUGACAGUCCCCUUGUGUGAUAACUGCAGUCUGAGGAGGACAAAUUGUGGAUUGUACCAGCACAGAAGCAAACACACACUCUGAAUAGUGAGCAUCUGAAGAGGGGAGGCUCAAAAGAACAAUGGCAAAGUACCACUGGCAGAGUCAAAAUGUGAAGCAAAGCGGAGUGGAUGACAUGGUCCUGCUGUCCAAGAUCAAUGAGGAUGCUAUCGUGGAAAACCUGAAGAAGAGAUACAUGGAUGAUUACAUCUUUACUUACAUCGGCCCUGUGUUGAUAUCUGUGAACCCAUUUAAACAGAUGCCUUAUUUCACAGACAGAGAGAUUGAACUCUACCAAGGAGCCGCCCAGUAUGAGAAUCCACCACACAUCUACGCUUUAACUGAUAACAUGUAUAGAAACAUGAUGAUCGAAGGAGAGAAUCAGUGUGUCAUUAUUAGCGGCGAGAGUGGUGCUGGAAAGACAGUGGCUGCCAAAUACAUCAUGGGUUACAUCUCCAAGGUGUCUGGAGGCGGCCCAAAAGUGCAGCAUGUAAAAGACAUCAUCCUGCAGUCCAAUCCUCUGUUGGAAGCAUUUGGUAAUGCAAAGACCGUCCGCAACAACAACUCCAGUCGUUUUGGGAAGUACUUUGAAAUUCAGUUCAGCAGAGGAGGAGAACCAGACGGAGGCAAAAUUUCAAACUUCUUGCUGGAGAAGUCGAGGGUGGUGAGCCAGAAUGAGAAUGAGAGGAACUUCCACAUUUACUAUCAGUUGAUAGAGGGUGCCAAUGCUCAGCAGAGAGAGGGCCUGGGCAUCAUGACCCCAGAGUACUACUACUACCUUAACCAGUCUGGAACAUACAAGGUGGAUGGGACCAAUGACAACAAAGAAUUCCAGGAGACUAUGGAAGCCAUGCAGGUGAUUGGGAUCCCAAGUGACAUCCAGACUCAGGUCCUGCAGAUCAUUGCAGGUAUCCUUCACCUGGGAAACAUCAGUUUCAUAGAGGCAGGCAACUAUGGGCAGGUGGAGAGCACAGACUUGCUUGCCUUUCCUGCCUAUCUGCUGGGUAUCGACCCAAACCGCCUGCAGGACAAGCUGACCAGUCGAAAGAUGGAUUCAAAGUGGGGAGGGAAGUCUGAGUCCAUUAACGUGACUCUUAAUCAGGAGCAGGCCACCUACACCCGCGAUGCCCUGGCCAAAGCUCUUUAUGCACGCCUCUUUGACUUCCUGGUGGAGGCCAUCAACAAAGCCAUUCAAAAGCCAUAUGAGGAAUUCAGCAUCGGGGUGCUCGACAUUUAUGGCUUUGAAAUAUUCCAGAAAAAUGGGUUUGAGCAGUUUUGUAUCAAUUUUGUCAAUGAGAAACUGCAGCAGAUCUUUAUUGAACUCACUUUGAAGGCUGAGCAGGAAGAGUAUGUUCAGGAAGGCAUCAAGUGGACGCCCAUCGAGUACUUCAACAACAAGAUUGUGUGUGACCUUAUUGAAAAUAAAUUGAACCCUCCUGGUAUUAUGAGCGUGCUGGAUGAUGUGUGUGCCACCAUGCAUGCCAAAGGAGAGGGUGCAGAUGGCACUCUGCUGCAGAAACUGCAGGCUGCCGUGGGAACACAUGAGCAUUUCAACAGCUGGAACUCUGGCUUUGUCGUGCAUCACUAUGCCGGGAAGGUGUCAUAUGAUAUUAACGGCUUCUGUGAGAGAAAUCGGGACGUCCUCUUUCCUGAUCUCAUUGAGCUCAUGCAAAGCAGCGAAUAUAACUUCAUUCGUAGUUUGUUCCCUGAAAACCUCAACACAGAGAAGAAAGGCCGGCCAACCACAGCCAGCUCGAAGAUCAAGAGACAAGCCAAUGAUCUGGUGAACACUCUGAUGAAGUGCACUCCUCAUUACAUCCGCUGUAUCAAACCCAAUGAGACAAAAAGGCCAAAAGACUGGGAGGAGAGCAGGGCCAAGCAUCAAGUCGAAUACCUCGGUCUGCGAGAAAACAUUCGUGUGCGAAGAGCUGGCUUUGCAUACCGCAGGGUCUUCAAUAAGUUUCUGUUGAGGUAUGCCAUUUUAACAGCUGAAACAUGGCCAUGCUGGAGGGGACCAGAGCAGCAGGGGGUCCUUCAUCUCCUCCGGUCUGUCAACAUGGAUAAUGACCAAUACCAGAUGGGACGCUCCAAAAUCUUCGUUAAGAACCCAGAAUCGCUGUUUCUGCUGGAGGAGAUGAGGGAGAGGAAGUUUGACACUUUUGCCAGGAUCAUACAGAAGUCCUGGAGACGAUACAUUGCCAGGAAGAAGUACGAACAGAUGAGAGAAGAGGCCUCAGACAUCCUGUAUAACUCCAAAGAACGAAGGAAGAACAGCAUCAACAGGAACUUUGUUGGAGACUACCUCGGGCUGGAGCAGAGACCUGAGCUGCGACAGUUCCUGACAAAGAGGGAGCGUGUUGACUUUGCUGACUCAGUCAACAAGUUUGACCGCAGGUUCAAGUCUAUCAAAAGAGACUUGAUCUUGACCCCUAAGGGCAUCUAUCUGAUUGGUCGUGAGAAGGUGAAGAAAGGACCAGAGAAAGGGCAGAUCAAAGAGGUGCUAAAACGGAAGCUGGAGUUUGGAAGCAUUAUCGGCGUCUCUCUCAGUACAAGACAGGACGAUUUCUUUAUCCUGCAGGAGGGUCAGUAUGACAGUCUCUUGGAGUCCAACUUUAAGACAGAGUUUCUCAGUUUGCUCACCAAACGCUAUGAGGAAGUGACCAAGAGAAAACUGACAAUCUCCUUUUCUGACAGACUGGAGUUUAAAGUGAAGAAGGAAGGCUGGGGCGGAGGCACCUCUAGAGUGGUGGUGUUUCAGAGGGGUGAAGGGGACCUGGCCCAGCUCAAACCUGGCGGGAAGACCCUCACUAUCACAAUAGGAGAUGGUCUACCCAAGUCCUCCAAGCCAACCAGGAAGUCUGACCUACACUCUUAUGGUGGAGGGAGAAAUCACGUAGCCACCAGAGCGCACCAGAAUGGAGCAGCCAAGUUUUCCAGGGCCCAUCCCAGUCAACAGUCAGAUAGCACAUAUUCCACACCUCAGAAACAUGGCAGGCCACCAAGCAUGGCCCCACCCAAACUGGGCUCUGUGAGAACUCACCGAGCCCCAGCCCAAAACCAGCACCACCUGGCAAACAUGGACUUCCUUAAUGUGCCUGAUCAAGGCAUGUCAGGGAAGCAGAGGAAAAGGAGCAUCAGCCAUCGACCUCCUCCUGCUCCUAAACCUCAGUUGCGACCUCAGGGCCCCCGCUGCCGGGCGUUAUAUCAGUACAUCGGCCAGGACACAGAUGAGAUCAGCUUCGAUGUCAAUGAUGUGUUUGAUCUUGUCAAAGAGGAUCCAUCAGGGUGGUGGACGGGUAGGGUUAGAGGAAAGGAAGGUCUCUUCCCUGGUAACUACGUGGAAAAGAUUUGAUCGGGGCUUCACGUGGACUUGUCUUUGUUUUGAUGAGAAAUGCAUCUAUAUUGAUGAAUGCAGCCCAUUCUGAUUGUUAAAAAAAACUGCCUAGUGGAAACAAGACUGUUUAGGGGAGGAUGUUUGAGCCCCAGCGAACUUGCCUGGCAGGGAUCUGUACAAACACAGGGUGAGAGAUGUCGUGUUUGAACAUCAUGGUCAUGACUGUUAAAACACAACGCAAGGUGCUCAGGGGUCAUCUCUGUUGUGGUGUCAAAUGACUCAGCUGUGAAUGGCCUAGCAACAAGAUCUAUGGCUUCAUCUGAGCUUCUACGACAUCGUCCUUAUGUUGCUCCCUCAGUGAGACACUUGAGACUGCUGUUAAACAUAAAUGUAAACGUGUAAAUACUGCAUUGAUUCUUGUUGUCUUCAGUUUUUCUUUUUGCCUUCAGCUUUUCUCAAGAUCAGCUCACGUUACUGCUCAGUGUUCUUAAUUUAAAUCAACAACUUCUGAAUAAAAAUUUGAAGAAAUGUUAUCUAUACAACAAGGGAACUGGAUUCAUAACAUGUUCAACUUGCUUUCAGGAUUUUUUGUGCAUUUGAAGUAAUGCAAAUUAUACUUGCAUAUACAUUUUCACGCCAAUGAAAAACAAAAUAAAUAUUUUACAUAUUUGUAUAUUUUUUCCGUUUUUUUUUUUUGUUUUUUAUUUUAUUUUUUGUCAUAUUAAAAGUUAUGAGGAUGUGAGAAAUUGUGUUUAGUUAUUUUUAUAAUUGUGGUCCAUUUUUCUAAAGUAAUGGAAGUUUCUCACAGUCAGUCGGUAUAUGAUGUGGAAUAUUAUUAUGAUGAGAGAAAUAAAGAGAUAUUC
Messenger RNA from Melanotaenia boesemani (Boeseman's rainbowfish), 4408 nucleotides. RefSeq names its product myosin IF (gene myo1f). The transcript has 29 exons. The record is from RefSeq and is a predicted model, not a curated record. Gene Ontology annotation, biological process: actin filament organization; vesicle transport along actin filament. Gene Ontology annotation, molecular function: actin filament binding; microfilament motor activity; ATP binding. Gene Ontology annotation, cellular component: vesicle; cytoplasm; plasma membrane. Lineage: Eukaryota; Metazoa; Chordata; Actinopteri; Atheriniformes; Melanotaeniidae. The coding region runs from base 294 to 3563 and encodes 1089 amino acids.